Thermothielavioides terrestris NRRL 8126 is the source of this 504-nucleotide messenger RNA. RefSeq lists its product as uncharacterized. The record is from RefSeq and is a predicted model, not a curated record. NCBI's taxonomy places the organism in Eukaryota, Fungi, Ascomycota, Sordariomycetes, Sordariales, Chaetomiaceae. The coding region runs from base 122 to 295 and encodes 57 amino acids. The transcript is spliced from 5 exons.
AGGAAGCAGCGAGCCCCCACCGGGGAGCGUUUGGGUCCCGACGUGAUGCACCACCAUGCCUCCAACCGGCCGAAGUUGAGAUCAAAAGGGCCACGUAUCCAGGAGCUGCUGGGAGUGUGGAAUGAAUUGCAAGGAAUGCAUCGAGUACACCCAGCGGGUGUGUCGGAGGUGCGGUGGCGGCUACUGCAUCAUCCACAACGAGGGCUCAAAUAUGUUUGCGGGUGUGUGGGCAAAAACAGGGCGAUCCGCAACCGAGACCUCUAUUGAACCUACCGAGACGAACACUCCUCGAUGAGGUCCUGCCCACCCAGCCCAUGGACACCCUUCGUCAAGCUUGACUUGACAGCCCUCUCCACUCGCCUUGGUUCCCUGAGACUCAGCGAGACUUAACGUAAGAGCAGAACUGUUACCUCCGAAACCACCUCCCCCCUGUUCCGAGCAGACCACGCAUCAGGAAAAUCCCACCUCCUCCGUCCCGCAUCGACCCGUCCUCCUUACUACUAC